AUGUCAAAUUAAGACAUCAAUGAUCUUCCAGCCCUCAAAGUCAAUGUCCCCUCUUUCUUGAUGAAAACAUACGAAAUUCUUGAAAACUCAUCUCUAUCCCAUAUCAUUACUUGGAAUCAAGAAGGCAAUGCAUUUAUAGUCCUGAAUUCCCAUGAGCUGUCAUCCAAGGUUCUUGCCAACUAUUUCAAGCAUAAAAACUAUCCCAGCUUUCUGAGAUAGCUCAACAUGUACAGCUUUAAGAAAACCAAAAAUCACUACGGACAAAGCGAGUUUAGACAUCAAUGGUUUAGAAGAGGACUUAAAAGCAUGCUUCAAUACAUUAGAAGGAGAAAUUAGGAUGAUUCUGAGAAUAAAAUCGAGAUAAAAAACACAAAUAUUCAGAAAAUUGACAAUUAUAAGCAAGAACAUGAUGAAAUGAAAAAGGUUGUCCGAGAAAUUCAAACAACUUAAUUUUAAAUGGAAGUUGAUUUCUCAGCUUCCAUGGAAUAAAAUGUUUAAGCCACUCGUUCUAGUCAAACCAUUUUGGUUUAAAUCAAAUGUAAUAGUAAUUCAAUAGAAAAUUUGAUAGUCUUUCCUUGCUCCUGGCUAAGAUUGUCUCAUACAUCCCCAAUUUAAGUAACAUCCUCCAAAAUCUAUUAAGCAUACCAAAUGGGAGACCUUUACAAAUACUCCUGCGAAGAACCUUCUCCGAGCAGGCUGGAACAUAGCUAUAUCGUUCCGUAUAAUGAGAACAAUACCCAGUACAGCAAUGUAGGCUCUCCGUAUCAUUAAUACUCUUGCAAUAGUCCAAUUCAUCUUCUUUUGUCCAGAUAAAAUUAAUGUAAUGUUCAAAAAUAAAUUCUAGAAUUUUAGGAUUAUUGCUUUUAAUUUGAUCCAAAUCUAUUUUAAUUCAACAGAUCAACCCAACAAUAACAAUAGCUCGCCUUACCUGCUCCAGCCCUAAAUUCCUAUUUACGUAUACAUAAAUCUAUAACCAUCGAAGCAAGCAAUAAUUACUCUUUACAAUCAAGUUCAUAAAACUCACCGUACAGAAUUGCAAGUCCUAUUCAUUCUUCCUCAACAGAUUCUAAAAACCCAGAAAGAUUUAAUUUUUACUAAUAAGCUUGA
This is a messenger RNA of Paramecium tetraurelia, 1107 nucleotides long. RefSeq lists its product as uncharacterized. NCBI's taxonomy places the organism in Eukaryota, Ciliophora, Oligohymenophorea, Peniculida, Parameciidae. The record is from RefSeq and is a predicted model, not a curated record. Gene Ontology annotation, molecular function: sequence-specific DNA binding; DNA-binding transcription factor activity. Gene Ontology annotation, biological process: regulation of DNA-templated transcription. The transcript has 6 exons.